Messenger RNA from Xenopus laevis (African clawed frog), 2769 nucleotides. RefSeq names its product G elongation factor, mitochondrial 1 L homeolog (gene gfm1.L). The record is from RefSeq and is marked provisional. Lineage: Eukaryota; Metazoa; Chordata; Amphibia; Anura; Pipidae. Gene Ontology annotation, biological process: translational elongation; mitochondrial translational elongation. Gene Ontology annotation, molecular function: GTPase activity; GTP binding; translation elongation factor activity. Gene Ontology annotation, cellular component: mitochondrial matrix; mitochondrion.
CCGGAAGUACAUUGAAUUGCACGAAGCCGGCGUGACUUUCACAGAUAACCUGACAAAUAUGAGACUUCUGCGCGAGGCUUCUAAACUUGGUCCUCGGCUCCUCCAGUAUAAUGGAGUUACACGGAACAAACCGCUCUCCCUCGCUUUCUGUAGACACUGUUCCUCAGGUAUCGUUCCAAAUGAAAGGAUACGAAACAUCGGCAUUUCUGCCCACAUUGAUUCUGGCAAAACCACCCUAACAGAACGUGUUCUGUACUACACCGGCAGAAUAGCACACAUGCACGAGGUGAAAGGUAAGGAUGGUGUUGGUGCUGUCAUGGAUUCAAUGGAGUUAGAACGCCAGCGAGGCAUCACAAUCCAAUCAGCAGCCACCUACACCAUGUGGAAGGACACCAACAUCAAUAUUAUCGAUACACCAGGCCAUGUGGAUUUUACAAUUGAAGUGGAGCGGGCCCUGAGGGUUCUUGAUGGGGCAGUCCUUGUACUAUGUGCUGUUGGUGGUGUUCAGUGCCAGACCAUGACUGUGAAUCGCCAGAUGAAGCGAUACAAUGUCCCCUUCCUAACAUUUAUAAACAAGUUGGACCGAAUGGGCUCUAAUCCAAGCAGAGCCGUGCUGCAGCUGAGGUCAAAGUUAAAUCACAAUGCUGCUUUCAUCCAGAUUCCUAUUGGAGUUGAGAGUAAAUUUAAAGGAAUCAUAGACCUUGUUGAGGAACGUGCCAUGUAUUUUGAUGGUGAAUUUGGGCAGUCUGUGCGUUAUGACGAUAUUCCAGCUGAAUUUAGGGCAGAGGCUACGGAUAGACGUCAGGAACUCAUAGAAAGUGUUGCUAAUUCUGAUGAGAUCCUAGGGGAGAUGUUUCUGGAAGAAAAGAUCCCCACUGUAGCUGACCUUAAGCCUGCCAUUCGCAGAGCCACUCUGAAGAGGCUUUUCACCCCAGUUCUAGUGGGCAGUGCACUGAAGAAUAAAGGUGUCCAACCCCUUUUAGAUGCUGUUCUAGAGUAUCUUCCCAAUCCAUCAGAAGUCCAAAAUUUUGCUAUUUUAAAUCACGAGAACUCUGAGGAAACCUCCAGGAUUCUAAUGAAGUCUGACAGGGACAGCUCCCAGCCAUUUGUGGGCCUGGCAUUUAAACUGGAAGCUGGACGAUUUGGCCAACUAACAUAUGUAAGAGUCUACCAAGGAAUGCUCCGGAAGAGUGACUACAUUUAUAACACACGAACAGGCAAAAAAGUCAGGGUACAGCGCCUGGUGUGUCUCCAUGCAGACAUCAUGGAGGAUAUUGAAGAAGCUUAUGCUGGAGAUAUAUGUGCAUUAUUUGGUAUUGACUGUGCGAGUGGAGACACCUUUACAAGUAAAUCCAAUGACAAUCUCUCCAUGGAGUCCAUCCAUGUACCUGACCCAGUGAUUUCUGUAUCCAUGAAACCAACCAACAAAAAUGAUCUGGACAAAUUCUCAAAGGGCAUCAGUCGUUUUACUAGAGAAGAUCCAACAUUUAGAGUUCACUACGAAGUGGAGAGCAAGGAGACCAUUGUUUCUGGCAUGGGGGAAUUACAUCUGGAGAUCUAUGCUCAACGGAUGGAAAGGGAAUAUGCCUGUCCUUGUGUUAUGGGGAAACCUAAAGUUGCCUUCAGAGAGACAAUCGGCAAUACAGCCCCGUUUGACUUUACACACAAGAAGCAAUCUGGUGGUGCUGGGCAGUAUGGAAAAGUCAUUGGCUUUCUUGAACCUCUUGAGCCAGAGAGCUACACAAAAGUGGAGUUUGAAGAUAAGACUGUUGGGACAAAUGUCCCUAAGCAGUUUGUACCUGCAGUUGAAAGAGGUUUCCGAGAGGCUUGUGAGAAAGGGCCUCUCACAGGACACAAGAUAUCUGGCCUGCGUUUUGUCCUAGAGGAUGGUGCUCAUCACAUGGUGGAUUCCAAUGAAAUCUCUUUCAUCAGAGCAGGAGAGGGCGCACUGAAGCAAGCUAUGGAAAAAUCCACUGUUUGCAUCCUGGAACCAAUAAUGUCAGUGGAGAUUGUGGCCCCUUCUGAAUUCCAGGGCCCUGUAAUAGCUGGAAUUAAUCGCAGGCACGGGGUGAUUGUAGGACAAGAUGGAUCAGAUGGCUAUUUCACUCUGUAUGCAGAUGUUCCACUAAAUGACAUGUUUGGCUAUGCAUCGGAACUUCGGUCAUGCACAGAGGGGAAGGGUGAAUACACAAUGGAUUACAGUAGGUACCAGCCUUGUUUGCCCAGUACACAGGAAGAACUGAUCAACAAGUAUCUGGAAGCCACAGGGCAACUUCCAGCAAAGAAAGGAAAGGUCAAGGGCUGAUGACAUAGCUUCAAGCUGCUCUCACACCCCUACAGCUUUCUGUACUGUAUAUAAAACCUGUCUUACAAACAUCUACUCUGUUAGUCUAGUAUCCUAAUUAUGGGAAUGGGUUUCCGUCACUGGACAGUGAUCACUGUUUACCCCUAUAACAAACAUCAGUGGUUCAUGGUUGGUUUUUGUAAAACCCAUUGUAGCCCUGGGAAAGAUCUUGAGCAGCACCUUGGACUGUUUCUCUGAUAAAGGAGGAAACCACUGUACAGAACAACCAUAGGAAGAGCUCAGAGGGGGACUAUGAACAUUUAUUGCUCAUUCUGGGACACUGCUUUAACGAUUCCUUUAAUUAUUCAAGAUCUAUUCAAGGAGGGAUUUCUAUUUUCUUUUUCAUGGAAGAGAAGACCGAUGGCCUAGUUUCCCACUCUCACACCUGUGUUUCCACUCUGGAAUAAAGCAAACUUGACCAUGAA